Messenger RNA from Drosophila novamexicana, 1275 nucleotides. RefSeq lists its product as uncharacterized. The coding region runs from base 683 to 1219 and encodes 178 amino acids. NCBI's taxonomy places the organism in Eukaryota, Metazoa, Arthropoda, Insecta, Diptera, Drosophilidae. The record is from RefSeq and is a predicted model, not a curated record. The transcript is spliced from 4 exons.
CCAACUGUAAAACUAGAUAAAAGUAGAAAACAAACUGUAAAUGUGCCGCACACAUGUGAAGGGAUUAAAGAGCACAUCCUGUGCUCGUCGAUAUCUUUCCCUGUUAUGUUAUUUUUGCCUGCGCGCUAUUUUUAACAUUAACCCGAAAUACACUUAACAUUAACAUAAACUAUUGACCUGCAGCUUUCUACAUUCCGUUCUCGAGUUUAAUGAACUGUUAUUUAUGCGAGUAUCUUGAUUUAUGGUCUGUAACACUUACAUAGACAUUCUACGAACAAUAUUAUGAUGCUAAUAUAAACAAAACUAUUUAUGCUUAAAAACAAAAAAACAAAACAAAAAAUAAUAACAACAAUUGUCGUCACGUCUUCUAAGCGAAAAAUGAUCAACUAAUGGGAAUUUGACGAACUAGUUCAAUGAACCGAAAAGAUGCUAAUUUCCACAUACUUUUCUUAUCAGUCUAUGUAAAAUUCAAUCUGUGUAUGUAAAUUAUAAAAACAUUGUAUAGCAAUUUGUUCAUUUGUUUAACAAAUGUGAUCUAUGCUUCAACACUAAAACAUUAAAUAUAUAUUAACUUUGAGUUAUCAAACUCUCGAACUUGUUGUGUAUUCAAGCAGAAAAUGAUAGGUAUAUAUAUAUAUAUCGUUAGGUGUUUUACAUAUUACAUUCAGUAAGCGUAGAGAUCAUGGCCCAGCCACUGGGCUUUAUAAUAGUGCUCCAUUUAUGGUUAUUUUUUACCCCUAUCCAGGCAAGGCUCAAGAUCAACGGCCUAAGUUGUGGCGCCCCUCAGACAGACAUGAUUAGCUUGGAACAGUGUCGUAUAAAGGCCGUAAAUCGCAAUCUAUAUCUCAUGAACAUGCGAUAUAAAGUGAUAAAAACCAUAACAGAGUUAAAGGUUCAUUAUAAAUUCUUCAAACGUGAACGUGGUGGUUGGCAUCCUUGGUUAUAUGAUACGAAUGCAGAUAUAUGCGAUUUCUUCAAAAACCGCAAGAGAUUUUUACUGUUGAAUGAAAUAUUCAAGAGGUUGAAUGGAUAUACGACCCUGAAUCACACCUGUCCCUAUAUGGCUAAUACGGAAAUUCAGGUUCUGGACUGGUCGGUGCCUGAUAAUGUUUUAAAGCCAUUUCCCGUCGAUCAUGGCGAAUAUGCACUGCACACAACUUGGUAUCACAAUAAGAAAAUACUUUGUCAAGUCAACGGUUCGGUUGUUUACUCCGACUAGUUGAGAAAUAUGUUGAGUAAUGUAUGUGGUAAAAGAUUGAUCGCCAUCAAAGUCUA